UCCUCUUAUUAAAAUUAACUCCAGUUUCAUUGUAUGUGUUCGCAGUGAUAGAUGAUAAUGUUUGAUUACUGUAAUAAUAACUAAUAUAGAAAAAAAAAAUAUUAUAACUAGAAAACAGUAAAAAUUUUAAUCAAAAUCUGAGUGUGAAGUUAUUUCUUUAAGUGUGUUUUUUUGUAAAUAAGAUCAAAAUGGUGCAACAAUAUCAAUCACCAUUAAGAGUGUAUAAAUAUCCUUUUGAGCUUGUGAUGGCCGCAUAUGAACGUAGAUUUCCAACAUGUCCACAUGUUCCUGACCUUUUAGAUAGCACGAUCACAGAGGAUGAGGAAUCUGAAGAUAAAUCAUUUCACACUGUUGUACGAAGAUGUAAGAUAAAUGUUGAAGCUCCCUAUUUAGUAAAAAAGAUUGUUGGUGUUGAUUGUGUAUAUUUUAUACAAAAAAAUAUGUUAAAUCGUCGUGAACGGGUUCUUGAAAUUGACGCAUACAACGAAUCAUUUGCAACUAGAGUUAUCAUUAAUGAAAAAUGUCGUUAUUUCGUUCAUCCAGAAAAUGCCGAUUGGACAUGUUUUGAACAAAAUGCUUCUCUUGAUAUAAAAAAUUUCUUUGGUUUUGAGAAUACAGUCGAAAAAAUUGGCAUGAAACAAUAUUCACAAACAGUUGCAAAAGGAAAAGAAAUAAUUGAAUUUUAUAUUAAACAAUUAGCUGAUGAAGGUAUUACACACAUACCAAUAUGGGUACCACCGGAUAGUCCUGGAAAUGGUGAAGUUGAAAAUGGUUUAACAUCAAGUGAAAAUUCGAAUGAUUUACAAUUAGGUGCUUCGGCAUCGAAUCUAAUUUCACCACAAAAUGGAGCUACUAAUAAUAAACAUUCUGGAGGUAAAAGUGUCCAAUUUCAAUUGGAAGCUGAUUAUAUACAACGUUAUUUAGGCGAAUUAACUGUAUUACAAGAAUCACGUUUAGUACAAUUACGUACAUGGGUCGCUGAAUUAUUAAAGGGAAAAGUGCCAAAUGAUACAACUUUAUUACGUUUUUUACGUGCACGUGAUUUUAAUGUUGAAAAAGCACGUGAAAUGUUAUCACAUUCGCUUGUAUGGCGUAAAAAAUAUCAAGUUGAUAAAAUUUUAUCAGAAUAUGAAUUACCAAAAGUUGUUGUUGAUUAUUUUCCUGGUGGUUGGCAUCAUCAAGAUAAAGUGGGUCGACCUUUGUACAUAUUACGUUUGGGACAAAUGGAUGUGAAAGGUUUAUUAAAAUCUAUUGGAGAAGAAGGUCUUCUAAAAUUGACGCUACAUGUUUGUGAAGAGGGUUUACGACAAAUGGAUGAAGCCACCAGGGUAUUAGGUAAACCAAUAUCAACGUGGACAUUAUUAGUAGACUUAGAAGGAUUAAAUAUGCGUCAUUUAUGGCGACCAGGCAUUAAAGCUUUAUUACGCAUCAUUGAAAUUGUAGAAGCUAAUUAUCCCGAAACAAUGGGUCGUGUAUUAAUUAUACGAGCUCCACGAGUAUUUCCAAUUUUAUGGACUUUAGUUAGCACAUUUAUUGAUGAAAAUACAAGAACCAAAUUUUUAUUCUACGGAGGUAACGACUACUUACAACCAAAUGGCGGUCUAAUUGAUUAUAUUCCAGAAUCAGUUGUUCCAGACUUUUUAGGAGGGCCAUGCAAGACUAAAGUUCACGAAGGUGGAUUAAUACCAAAAUCAUUAUAUUUGCCGGAUCCAACGUGGAUGGAUAAAGAGGGUGGUUUAUCACAAGAUUCAUUAUAUCAUUCAGCAACACUUGGUAAAGGUCAAGUACAUGAAGUAUUAGUCGAUAAUGAAGAUCCUGGUAGUGUACUAACAUGGGAUUUCGAUGUUGUUCGACAAGAUGUUGCAUUCACAGUAUAUAGAACUAGUGUGCCAAUCCAAGAGAUUGCUAACCAUAAUCAUACAAAUUCAUUACAAAAAUCUCACAGUUUUUCCGAAUCGGAACAACAUCAUCGUUCAGUAAUCGAAAAAACAUGGAAAGAAAAUCAAGAUUAUUACAAAGUUGAACCAACACUUGUUUGUCAUGAUGGUGAAAGUACUCAGGGAUCUCAUGUAAUGGCAUAUUGUGGUACAUAUAUUCUCCAAUGGAAAUUUUAUUGUGGUCAUCAGCACGAUUUGAUAGAUACAUUCACAUCACAUAAAGCACAAAUAAUGUAUUUUUAUGAAAAAUUAAGGUCUGCUGAUUAUAGGUCAGUAGGUUCAAUGACAAGUUUACAAUCUGGCCAUAGUGGAUUCUCUGCUUUGAGUACAAGAUCAUUAGCCAGUUCAUGCCCAUCCAGAUGAUCCAAGCUACAAGAUCUUGAUGAAUUAACAGCUGCGACAACAAGCUGACAAUUACCCAACGAACCAAAUGAAGAUUUGGUUCAAACCAACAACGAAUAAACACAAACAUAUAUAUAUAAAUAUAUUAUAUUAGACGAGUGAAAGAGAUAUUUAUAUAUCUAGAUAU
Messenger RNA from Chrysoperla carnea, 2466 nucleotides. RefSeq names its product SEC14-like protein 1 (gene retm). Gene Ontology annotation, cellular component: cytoplasm. The transcript has 12 exons. The record is from RefSeq and is a predicted model, not a curated record. Lineage: Eukaryota; Metazoa; Arthropoda; Insecta; Neuroptera; Chrysopidae. The coding region runs from base 189 to 2300 and encodes 703 amino acids.